Messenger RNA from Clonostachys byssicola, 1590 nucleotides. The record is from the annotation of a GenBank genome assembly. NCBI's taxonomy places the organism in Eukaryota, Fungi, Ascomycota, Sordariomycetes, Hypocreales, Bionectriaceae.
AUGACAGGGCUUAAUAGCAGCGGUGAAAAGAAGCCACCCGAGCUCAGCAAAAGUUUACCUGGGUCACCAAUAGCUGCUGUUUCGCAAACUCUAAGCACUAACAACAAUAUACCCUCCCUUGAAACCCACGACCUUGAGAAAGGAACGUUAGACACGGGUCGAGAUAGCCAUGCCAGCUCCCCUGAGAGGCAAGAUCCCAACCUUGUUACAUGGGCUGGGCCUGACGACGUUGAAAAUCCAAAGAACUGGCCUAACGGGAUUAAGUGGAGGUACACCGUCGCUGUAUCUCUCCUUGUCUUCAUCUCGCCAGUGUCAUCGGCCAUGAUCGCUCCGGCAAUGGAAAACCUUGGCACCGAACUUGGCAUGAACUCCGAGAUUGAAGUGUAUCUGUCCCUUGCCAUCUUCAUACUUGCCUAUGCCGUCGGUCCCAUAUUCUUCGGCCCCGCCUCGGAACUCUACGGGCGUGUGCAACUCCUCCAGAUCAGCAACCUGUGGUAUAUUGCAUGGAAUCUGGGCUGUGGGUUUGCGCAGAAUAAAUCACAGUUCUUUGCAUUUCGUUUCCUUGCUGGUAUUGGUGGCAGUGCUCCGCUUGCUUUAGGCGGAGGAGCCAUCAGUGAUAUAUGGUCUGCUGAGCAGAGAGGGAAGGCCAUGGGGCUCUACACCUUGGGUCCAAUGCUCGGUCCCGUUGUUGGGCCUAUAGGUGGAGGGUUCAUUGCCGAGUACACAACAUGGCGCUGGGUCUUCUGGUCGACUAGCGCUGCAGCUGCUGUUGUCCAGCUGGUUGGGGUUUUCUGGCUGAAGGAGUCGCAUCCUGCCACCCUUCUGAGAUGGAAGCGUAAUGCAUUAUUCAGGGCGACAAGAAACAUCAACCUACAUACGGAAGAGAAGCACGAGAGUUUCCCGGUCAAGCUUGGCAAUGCAGUUCUGAGACCAGCGCGGCUGUUCGCAACUCAGCCAAUUGUCACUUGCAUCUCGGUGUAUAUGGCUUACCUCUUUGGAGUGACGUAUUUGAUGUUUGCGACGUUUCCCACUAUAUGGACGAAAAUUUAUGGCGAGAAACAGAGCAUUGGAGGCCUCAACUACCUUUCAAUCGCUGUUGGAUCGUUCGUUGGCCUGUUCAUCAACAUCAGAUUUGUGGACAGGAUUUACAAGAGCUUGAAAGCCAAAAAUAAUGAUGUCGGCCGACCGGAGUUUCGCAUGCCGUGUAUGAUGGUCGGCUCCGUCAUCACGACCAUCGGUCUCUUCUGGUAUGGGUGGAGUAUUCAAGGUCGCGCGCAUUGGAUCAUGCCUAACAUCGGCGCUUUAAUCUACACAGCUGGGACCAUCUCAUGUCUCCAGGGGAUGCAGACGUAUAUAGUCGACUGCUAUCAGACCUACGCCGCCAGCGCUCUGGCUGCCUGUGCGAUACUGCGCAGCCUGGCCGGGUUUGGCUUCCCUCUCUUCGCCCCUUAUUUAUAUAAAGACCUGGGCUAUGGCUGGGGUACCACUGUUCUGGCCUUUUUGAGUAUCGCGAUUGGGUGGACUGCACCUUUUAUUUUCUGGUACUUUGGCCCUAAGCUUCGGGCCAUAUCGCAAUAUGCUUCCGGCUAA